Molecule: messenger RNA, 1201 nt
Organism: Exaiptasia diaphana
Lineage: Eukaryota; Metazoa; Cnidaria; Anthozoa; Actiniaria; Aiptasiidae
Product: calsequestrin-1
Exons: 12
Biological process (GO): regulation of release of sequestered calcium ion into cytosol
Cellular component (GO): sarcoplasmic reticulum lumen
Molecular function (GO): calcium ion binding
Source: RefSeq, a predicted model, not a curated record
UUCCAAAAACAAUUCAGCAAUGAACAUGGCAAGUACGUCGUAGUUAUGUCAGACAUGGUACUGACCUCUAUGUUUACGUAUUUCCGGAAUACAUACCAACGAACCCUGCAGCUUCAAAGUAAUAUAUCACUCCACAGUCCGAUAGCCAGGGAUGUCUCCGAARCGACUUUUGCUUUUAGCAUUUCUUAGUUGUUUUCAAAUCCAUCCUCUGUAUAGYGAAGAUUUAGACGAAGUCGAGUCACAGGAAAGCCAGUUACCGCAUUAUUUGCGGGACGAUGGAAUCCGACGCGUUGCUAGUUUGACCAAAGACAACUUCGCUAACACAUUGAAGCAUAGUAGACUUGCUGUGGUUUUGUUUUAUUUGACAUCAAAAGAUCACCCUGAGUCCGAAAAAGCCUGGGAAUCCGACGAAAAAUUGUUGGAGCUUGUUGGACGAGUUCUUCAACCACAGGGUAUCACUGUUGGGAAGGUUAAUAUUGAGCAACAGUAUGAGCUAGCCCAAAGUGUUGGAAUUAGGUAUGCUGGGUCAAUAGUGAUAUUCCAUAAAGGAAAACAAGUGGAUUACUUAGGUCACAGGUCAGCUGAUAUAUUGGUUACUUUUCUUCAUAAGAUGCUAGAACAACCAAUUACUACCAUUGAUACCAAAAAGCAAAGAAAACUAUUUGAUGAAAUUGAAAGCAGCAAAGUGGUUGGCUUUUUUGACAAAAGCAGCUCUCAGUAUAAAGAAUAUCAUGAAGCAGCAAUGAACUUUCAGCCAUUAAUACCAUUUUUUGUAGUCACAGAUAAAAAGCAAGCCAAACAAUUUAGAUUGAAAAAAGUUAAUACCCUUCAGUUUUACAAGCCAUUUGAAAAGCCAAUUGCCUUCCCAUCUAAUAAGGCAAUUACAGAAGACAAUAUAAAAGAUUUUAUAGAAAAGAAUAAAAAAGAGAUUCUUGCAAAAAUUAAACUGGAAAACAUACACGCCGUGUGGUCUGCUAAAGCUAAAGGUUUUCUGAUCACUGCAUUUGUUCGACCAAAAACAGAAGAAGGUGCAAAGUUUUUUUCUUUAGUCAAGAACCUGGCAAGAGGCUUUAAAGAAAAUGACAAUCUUACAUUUGUGUGGGUUGAUCCAGAUCCUUUCCCAAUGAUGCGUGAAUAUUGGCAAAAGUCGUAUAAAAUAGAUGUGACUAAACCAUCUCUGGGUGUUGUAGAUCCAAAACAG